This is a messenger RNA of Cheilinus undulatus (humphead wrasse), 1655 nucleotides long. Its product is annotated as LHFPL tetraspan subfamily member 6 protein. Gene Ontology annotation, cellular component: membrane. The record is from RefSeq and is a predicted model, not a curated record. Lineage: Eukaryota; Metazoa; Chordata; Actinopteri; Labriformes; Labridae. Bases 435 to 1037 code for a protein of 200 amino acids. The transcript is spliced from 4 exons.
UGUGGGAGCAUCCAGGAGUCCAGUCAGUCACUCAGACAGCCUCACGUUUCCGCACCGCUCAGGAGUGAAUAAUUGAUCUUUACCUCGGUUAAAUCUAUUCCCGAGGAGGAAGUAAUUUGUGAACUGAUCGCUUUGUCACUUUUUUUCGGAUUUACAAUCUUUGGUCGAAGGCGUUUCUUGUCUUUUUUUCCGCUCGGCUGUAGAAAAGUUUGCUUUGAGACCAAACACAGCUGGAGUCGGCAGAUGGGAAGAAGCUCCGAGUGAUCACCGAGCCCACCUUUUUCCGGAGCUCUCCCAACAUGGACCCGGAGUCACUGAGGAGGUGAAGACUGCUGGUGUUAAAUGCUCACUGCGAGGCUUCCUGCACACAGCGACUGCUCAUAAAAAGUGCUGUUAGUUCAGUGACUGUGUGAAGCGUUCACAGACUGUUUACCAUGGCGUCCAGUCUGACAUGUACGGGUGUUAUCUGGGCCCUGCUGUCCCUGCUGUGCGCUGCCGCCUCCUGCGUCGGCUUCUUCAUGCCCUACUGGCUGCUGGGGACACAGAUGGACAAGCCUGUGUCCUUUGGCACCUUCAGGCGCUGCUCCUACCCGGUGAGAGACGAGGAGAGGCAGGCCACGGUGAUGCUGGAGCAGUGUGGGCGCUACGCCUCCUUCCACGGCAUCCCCAGUCUGGAGUGGAGGAUCUGCACGGUGGUGACAGGCGUCGGGUGUGGCCUCCUCCUGCUGGUGGCGCUCACAGCUCUCAUGGGCUGCUGCAUCUCUGACCUCAUCUCACGCACAAUCGGGCGUGUGGCCGGAGGCAUCCAGUUUGUAGGAGGUCUGCUCAUAGGAUCUGGCUGCGCGCUCUAUCCUCUGGGAUGGGACAGCGAGGAAGUACAGCAGACGUGCAACAACAGCUCGGACCAGUUUCAGCUCGGUUCCUGUCAGAUCGGCUGGGCAUAUUACUGCACCGGGGCCGGGGCUGCGGUUGCCAUGCUGCUGUGCACCUGGCUGUCCUGUUUUGCAGGGAAGAAGCAGAAGCAGUACCCGUACUGAAGGGAGCAUCAGGGAGACGGUGGGACGGGCAGAGGCCUCGGGGAGGUACGACACUACAGGGGAGAGGACUCUGACUGAGUGGACUUUAACCAGUACAGCACAUCAGGCACCAAAGACAGCAAGUCGCUCUGGUGCUCUGCACAUCAUGGACACUACUCAUCAGACAACUGCAGGGACUGUUUCAUUAUGCAGCACACACAAGGCUUUGAAAACUGGGUCUUCUCUUAUGAGCUGUUCUUAAAUGAAAAAUGUAUGGACCAAUCCUAUUUGUAAAAAUUGUUACAUGAAUAUUUCUUUAUUAACUAAAAGACUAUUCUCUUUUUUGUCUUCCUCCUCUUCAGACAUUGAUGUUUAUGUGAUAGUGUUCCCUGUGAUGAAGAGAAAAGUAAUAUUGCUUCAUUGUAACGUGAAGUGUUUCCGUCUCCUCUUCAUGUCCCAUCCUUGCCUUAAAUACAAACUGAAAUGCAAUAAUCCCUAAAGCAAUCCAACACUGGCUGCCUGCUUCCUUGACUCAGCCUUUUCACACCCAAAAGAAUCUAAGCAGAGUUUAUUUAACACAUUCAUAAGAUAUAUGUUGUGUAUGAUAAUGUAUUUUAUCAUAUUAGCACAUGUUUUGUA